Messenger RNA from Striga asiatica, 453 nucleotides. The record is from the annotation of a GenBank genome assembly. Lineage: Eukaryota; Viridiplantae; Streptophyta; Magnoliopsida; Lamiales; Orobanchaceae.
AUGAGACCCUUAUCGGGCUUUAUGGAUUUCUGCCGGUGGCCCAGAUACCGGCGGUGUCCAAUUAUCAGUUUGGCAAAGUUGCCACCGUGCGUCAUUACAAAAACAUCGGAUUUCAGGCAGACUAAGAAGUCGAGAGCUGCUAGGCUUGUCACGUGCUUUUUGAAGCCAUCGAGCUCAAAUUUGGUGGCUAGUUCCUCCUUCGUGACCUGUAAUAUAUUGUUUAAGGAAAUCGUCAAGAUCUUGCAUGAUAAUGAGAAGGAGAAUCUCAAGUAUAGAAGAGUGAAUGGACUAACAAGAUUGGGGAACAUGUUUCUGAGUGGUGCCAUGCGGAUAGCCCAUUGCCCGAAGCAUAACAGCUACCUCGCCUGGCUCGAGAGGGCACCGACCUUCCUUGCGCUUCUGAAGUGCCAAGGCCCAAAGAUGAGACCCAUCCUGCAAACAAAGGACAAAUAA